Molecule: messenger RNA, 843 nt
Organism: Pedinophyceae sp. YPF-701
Lineage: Eukaryota; Viridiplantae; Chlorophyta; Pedinophyceae
Source: the annotation of a GenBank genome assembly
AUGUCACCACAAGUCGACAUCUGGGCGCCCUCCGCUGGCGGACUGGGCCGCAUUCACCGGCAACAGGCGCCAGCGAGGGCGCAAAGCACCCCGUGUGUUGCGUCGUUGCGCCGCACGGCCGCUUCCGCGCAUCAGCGAGGCUCACUCGCUGCCAGAUCGCAUCACAUAGCUCAAUGCCAGCUGAGGAGAGCAGUCGCGAGAGCUGCGCGGGACGACGGCCCGGAGCUCGCGUCCCUUGGCGACGGCAAGACCUACCACCGCGCGGACCUCCAAGUCGUGCUCGUCCACCCCCAGAUCCCGCAGAACGCGGGCAACGUGGCGCGGACCUGCGCCGCGACCUCCGUCGCGCUGCACCUCGUCGGUCCGCUGGGGUUCGACCUGUCUGACAAGAACCUGAAACGCGCGGGGCUGGACUACUGGCCGUACGUCGCCGUGGCCGUGUGGGAGGACUGGGACGCCUUCUACCGACACUGGACGGAGCUCCCGGAGGAGCCGCGCAGGCUGAUCGCCUUCACGAAGUUCGCGCGGCACCCGCACUGCGCCCCUGCGUUCCGAUACGAGAAGGGCGACUGGCUCUUGUUCGGCGCGGAGACCUCGGGGCUCCCGGAGGCCGCGCACGAGGCUGCGCGGCAGCACGGCGCGGAGGUGCGCAUCCCGAUGGUCGAGCGGCACGUGCGGAGCAUCAACCUGGCCGUGUCCGUGGGCGUGGGCCUGUACGAGGCCGUGCGGCAGCUGGACGAGCAAGCGGGCAUCGUCACCGACGCGUACACGCUGCCGGAGGGGCCAGAGGCCACGAUCGCAGCGCGCGCGCAGCCUGCUGCCGCCGCCUCCGGGGACGCCUGA